GGCUGCUGAGGUGGCUGUCGCCGGCUCGGAGCUGCGGCUUCCUCGGGUCGAGCCCCCGAUGGAAGCUGAGGCCGCGGAUAGCCCCCCGGGCGGGGUCGAGGCGGCGCUCUGCUGCUUCUCUUUCAACCAGGACUGCACAUCCCUAGCAAUUGGAACCAAAGCCGGUUAUAAGCUGUUUUCUUUGAGUUCUGUGGAGCAACUGGACCAAGUCCAUGGAAGCAACGAGAUCCCGGAUGUCUACAUCGUGGAGCGCCUUUUCUCCAGCAGCCUGGUGGUGGUGGUCAGUCACACAAAGCCGCGGCAGAUGAAUGUCUAUCACUUCAAGAAAGGCACAGAGAUCUGUAAUUACAGCUACUCCAGCAACAUCUUGUCCAUAAGGCUGAACCGGCAGAGGCUGCUGGUGUGCCUGGAGGAGUCCAUUUACAUUCACAACAUUAAAGACAUGAAGCUGCUGAAGACGAUCCUGGAUAUUCCUGCAAACCCAACAGGUCUGUGUGCCCUCUCUAUCAACCAUUCCAAUUCUUACGUGGCCUAUCCUGGAAGCCUGACUACAGGCGAGAUUGUGCUUUACGAUGGACACUCCCUGAAAACAGUCUGCACUAUUGCUGCCCACGAGGGGACACUGGCUGCCAUCACCUUCAACGCCUCAGGCUCCAAACUAGCGAGCGCAUCUGAAAAGGGCACUGUCAUCCGGGUGUUCUCUGUACCUGAUGGGCAAAAGCUCUAUGAGUUUCGGAGAGGAAUGAAAAGGUAUGUGACCAUCAGCUCUCUAGUUUUCAGUAUGGACUCACAGUUCCUCUGCGCCUCAAGCAACACUGAGACUGUGCACAUCUUCAAGCUGGAACACCUCACCAACAGUCGAUCAGAAGAGCCUUCGACCUGGAGUGGCUACAUGGGAAAGAUGUUCAUGGCAGCUUCCAACUACCUCCCCGCCCAGGUGUCAGACAUGAUGAAUCAGGACAGGGCCUUUGCCACCGGGCGCUUGAAUUUCUCUGGGCAGAGAAACAUCUGCACCCUCUCAACGAUCCAGAAAUUGCCAAGGCUGUUAGUUGCAUCAUCCGAUGGACACCUUUACAUCUAUAAUUUGGACCCUCAGGACGGAGGAGAGUGUGUCUUAAUCAAGACUCACAGCUUGCUUGGCUCAGGAACCACAGAAGAGAAUAAAGAAAAUGACCUCAGACCUCCAUUACCUCAGUCUUAUGCAGCAACUGUAGCCAGACCAAGCACAUCUUCAGCCUCCACGGUGCCAGGUUAUUCUGAGGAUGGCGGGGCGCUCCGAGGAGAGGUUAUUCCUGAACAUGAGUUUGCGACGGGACCAGUGCGUCUUGAUGAUGAGAAUGAGUUUCCGCCUAUAAUCUUGUGCCGUGGAAGUCAGAAGGGCAGAACAAAGCAGUCAUGAUGACAAGCGCGCCUCAGAAAUCAGCACAUCCCUAUCAGGUGGUUUCGGAGAACACGAGGAAGGUGGAAGAACGGAGCGCGAUUGUGUGCGCAGAAUGGGGGGCAGGAAUGCCGCGUGCCGCCUGCCUAAGCCCCAGAACAAGGUUCUCUGCUCACCACGCCCUCCUCAGCCCUGGCUGCCAGUGGGCGCGGGGGGGACUCUGCAUACAGGUCCUGCUAUUUAAAAUAUGUUACAGCCAUAGUGUCCAUGCUAACUCACCAUAUUGGUCUAUAACCGGAAUUUUAUAUUAAAAAGGGCAUCCUUUUUAAAUGUAUGCUGUGUAAAAAUGUACUUAUAGGAAAAUCUCUUCGAAUUGUAUUUCUGGUAUAUGACAUACAUAGAGAGAGAGACUAUUUUAGCCAGGCAAAGUAUUUUUGCAGUGAUUGGAAUAAAUCAUUUAUUACCUUUGAGUCCCAUUUAGGACACUAAUAAUAAAAUCAUGCCAAUGCA
Messenger RNA from Diceros bicornis minor, 1888 nucleotides. RefSeq names its product WD repeat domain, phosphoinositide interacting 1 (gene WIPI1). The record is from RefSeq and is a predicted model, not a curated record. The coding region runs from base 59 to 1399 and encodes 446 amino acids. Gene Ontology annotation, cellular component: phagophore assembly site membrane; cytosol; extrinsic component of membrane. Gene Ontology annotation, molecular function: phosphatidylinositol-3,5-bisphosphate binding; protein binding; phosphatidylinositol-3-phosphate binding. Gene Ontology annotation, biological process: protein lipidation; autophagy of mitochondrion; nucleophagy. NCBI's taxonomy places the organism in Eukaryota, Metazoa, Chordata, Mammalia, Perissodactyla, Rhinocerotidae. The transcript has 13 exons.